Messenger RNA from Engraulis encrasicolus (European anchovy), 1851 nucleotides. It is a transcript of the gene slc25a35, whose product is annotated as solute carrier family 25 member 35. Bases 373 to 1269 code for a protein of 298 amino acids. The transcript has 5 exons. The record is from RefSeq and is a predicted model, not a curated record. Lineage: Eukaryota; Metazoa; Chordata; Actinopteri; Clupeiformes; Engraulidae.
UGUUUCGGGUAUCCAAUCAAGGGGGGCGCUGAGAGGGUCGGAGCAGCAUCUCGAUCUGAUUGGAUUAGACUGCAGCCCUGAGGUUUCGGGUGAUCACAUUGGUGGUGCACUGUCCACGGAGUAUCGAUGCGCGUGCUGACACGGGCGCGAGCAGUACGAUGCCUAUGCUGGGUGUGAAUGGCUGGUGCUAGUACCCGAAUGUGUUUUAGGCCAUGUUGAGGAAAAACAAGGGGGCAAGCGUCUGUCAUUUUUAUUUAACAUUUAGACAUUUGCUAUCUGAUGGUGCAACCGGAUGUGAACGAGAUACAGACGCUAGCAUCGGCUAAAACAACACAGCACCGGUGAGCUCCCUGCUGCUGCUACUACAUCGCGAUGGAUUUCGUUUUGAGUGGGAUAUCAGCCUGCGGGGCUUGCUUCUUCACAAACCCACUCGAGGUGGUGAAAACGCGGAUGCAACUUCAGGGAGAGCUGAAGACUCGAGGGACAUAUCAAGUGUACUAUCGGAACGUGUUUCAUGCCUUCUACACCAUUGGCAAGGUCGAUGGAAUCGCGGGGCUGCAGAAGGGUUUGGCACCAGGACUGGUGUAUCAGUUCUUCAUGAAUGGUGUGCGCCUGGGCUCAUACGCUAUAAUUGAAUCCUCCGGGUACAUUCACACGGACGGCAAGGUCAGCGCCGCGAAGAGCAUAGUGGCAGGGGCUGUUGCUGGGGUCGUCGGGGCGUACAUUGGCAGCCCAAUUUACCUGGUGAAAACACAUCUUCAGAGUCAAGCAACAUCCACCAUUGCUGUUGGGCAUCAGUACAAACAUCAGGGGAUGGUUCAUGCACUGGCCGCCAUCUACAAGCAGCAGGGCAUCAUGGGACUGUGGAGGGGUUCCAGCGCCGCCAUCCCCAGGGUCAGUGUGGGCUCUGCUGCCCAGCUCUCCACCUUCUCCUCCGCCAAGGAGCUCAUCACGGACCUACAGCUGUUUGAAGAAGGCAGCUGGUUGAUAGCGUUGAGUGCUGGCAUGGUCAGCAGUGUGUGCGUGGUUGGGGCCAUGACUCCCUUUGACGUGGUCAGCACACGACUCUACAACCAGCCAGUGGAUCACCUGGGCAAGGGUGAGCUAUACCGGGGCUUUUCCGACUGCUUUUCCAAGACGCUGAAGAAGGAGGGGCUGACGGGUCUCUACAAGGGACUGGGGGCUUCCUACUUCCGCCUGGGACCCCACACCAUCCUCUCCCUCCUCUUCUGGAACGAGCUGCGCAAGCUGUACCAGAAAUACAGUUAGCCACGCCUUAGGAGGGGUGUGUGUGUGUGUGUGUGUGUGUGUGUGUGUGUGUGUGUGUGUGUGUGUGUGUGUGUGUGUGUGUGUGUGUGUGUGUGUGUGUGUGUGUGGGAGAGAGAGUGGGGAGGGGGAUGAAAUGAUAGAAAUCCAUUACACUCCUAGCCCUCAGGUAAACCAACUCCUCGAUUGAAUGUGGAUUGUGGAAACUCUUGAAAUAGGAAGUCGAGUGCAUGUGGGGAUAUAUGGUCAUGGUCAUGUUCAUGGUGGCUAGGCCAAUGCAUUUUAUGAAGUGGUUUACGUGGUUAACAUAUCGCACAACUUUCAACUCUCACACACAAAUCAGCACAAAUCGUAUUCAUUUUCCGACAGUUUGCUUUGCAGCUAACCACUUUUGCCAAAUUGGUACACGUAAUGUUACUAUAGCGUUUUUCUGAUUUGAUGGGGAGUGGUGAAAUUUGAGCGUGAGAGUUGAAAAUGUGAUAUCGAAGUGGUGUGAAAGCAAAUAAAAAAAAUUGCAGUUAUGUUACGCACAGGAAGGAGACGGGGCCUGCUCAGUGGAAGAAUGUUCCGGUGUGGCUAUAGGAG